Callorhinchus milii (elephant shark) is the source of this 2123-nucleotide messenger RNA. RefSeq names its product family with sequence similarity 110 member B (gene fam110b). The transcript has 3 exons. Bases 573 to 1685 code for a protein of 370 amino acids. The record is from RefSeq and is a predicted model, not a curated record. NCBI's taxonomy places the organism in Eukaryota, Metazoa, Chordata, Chondrichthyes, Chimaeriformes, Callorhinchidae.
UGUGUAUAUAUGUGUGAUAGCUGUGCUGGGAGCUCAGCUGUGCCCAAACUUCCUUGUACCACACACACGGAGACUGUGCUGUGCUGUGCCUCCUGUCCUGAGCUCUGGGCUGAGCUGCUGUGUGUGUUGCUGUCGCUGUGCUGUCGGUCGGACUUUCCCGGUGUUUGCAAAGCAGAAAGAUCAGAUCUCUCCUAAAGAUCUCAACACAUCCAGUGACGCAGUGAAGACAAAGUGCACCUGCCAAACGGCUCUCAGGAGUUAAUCACCUUCUGAUCACUGCCUGGAGCUGUGCAUAAAAGAGCAGACAAGACUCCCACGUCUCUCAGUCAGCUAAAAAGAAAUCAGCAGAGCAGAUUAAUGCAGACUUGUGUCUAGUGGCCCUUCAUACAAAGGCUGCCUUUAAAGAGAACAUAGUGAUAUUUAAUGAGCUGUGAGAUGAGGCCCUGCUGGUAAUACUGGAAGCACAAGACUCUUCCUCUAUUCAGCUUGCUCGAUAUACAUGAUUCAACACAGUGCAUUUGGAACAGCUCAACCAAGAUUCCACAACGGCUGCUGGGGACAGGCCACUGAGCAUGCCUACCGAGACGCUACAGGCAGAUAGCAUGGUCAAACCUGUUGGCUCCAUGGCCACCUUCACGUCAGCCGUUCCUCUGCGUAUCCUAAACAAAGGGCCAGACUAUUUUCGUAGACAGGCAGAACCCAACCCCAAGAGACUGAGCGCUGUGGAGAGGCUGGAGGCUGAUAAAGCCAAGUACGUGAAGAGCCAAGAGGUCAUCAAUGCCAAGCAGGAGCCGGUGAAACCUGCCGUCCUGGCCAAGCCCCCGGUGUGCCCCGCCGUCCGGCGGGCAGCCGGCACCACUGCCCAGAAGAUCGCCAAUAACCACAAGGCUGAAAGCAGCGCGAAGCGGGAGAACUUAAACCUGGAAAUCCUGAGGAACAUAAUCAACAGCUCGGAGAGCUCCACAUCGGGCUCGGUGCACAAACACAGCACGAGAAACUGGCCCCAGCACAGGCCUGCCUCCACGGAAAUCAGCCGUCGCACUUUUGCGGAGUCUAUUCAGGUCUAUACCAAUGAAGGCCGUGGCAGCCCGCAGGGGGGUAACCUGAAUGUGACUAAAAAAUUGUUUGAGGACCAAGUCAGCGAUUCGGUCCUGCACGUUUCCCACAGUUCAGCAGAAGUGAGGAGAGUGGCGGAAGCCAAGCCUUUGAAAGCCAUCCCCUGCAGCAGUUCUGCGCCACCCGUUCUACCCAAGCGCAACAUUCCGACCUGCAACGUACCCACGUCACCAACGCAAACCACCCCCGAACCGGCCGGCAAUGCCAGCCGGAGGCCUUCGCUCCACCGGUCCAAAUCUGACCUGAGCGACAGGUACGCUCGCGCCAACGCUGACGUGGAGCGCUUCUUUAACUACUGCGGACUGGACCCUGAGGAGCUCGAGAACAUUGGCAUGGAGAACUUCACAAGGGCUAACUCAGACAUAAUCUCCCUGAACUUUCGCAGUGCGAGCAUGAUCAGUUCAGACUGCGAGCAGUCGCGAAGGAGCAAUGACGACCUGACAGACGACGAGGACGCCAACGACCGUGUGCCGUACGGCAUCUCGGCUAUCGAGAGGAAUGCCCGGGUCAUCAAGUGGCUGUAUAGUUGUAAACAAGCGAAAGAAUCCCAGAAAGUAUCUCACGUUUGAGGAAAGGACAUGUUAAUUAUUCUGUUUGGAUUCAAUUUUUUUGUUUGUUUUUGUUUUUUUUCGGUCUGUGAAUCUUUAGUUGUGAAAAAUUGUGAAGUCCGCUGAGAUGUCUCAGAACUCAAUCCCAUUGUACAUUCUCUCAUUGCAUGCUGAUCAACUCAUGCUCAGAACCAGCCUCCACCUCAAAAAAAAAGCGCACAAGCAGGACAUAGACAUGGACACUUCAGCUGUUAUAGAAAUGUUCAUUGAGCACGAGACAUUGCGCACACAUUUCAUCAUACAUUUCAAACAACCCAUAAAUGACUUCUCCUCUUUCCUCUCCUCUCACAACCUUUCCCUCCCGCAUCCACUCUGCCACCCACAUUCACGGUCACCCAUUCGACCUGGUGAUUAUCCAGGGCCUCAGUGUCUCGGAUAUCACAAUCACAGACAAAGCCA